CAGAAGAAAGAGUCGAGCUAACUAGUCUGAUCCGGGAACAGUCGACAAAGUCCCUUGAGAUUAACAGAAGUUUCCAAAGGGCAUUGAAACAUCAUUUAGAAAGAGUUGAGGAAGCUUAUGUCAGGAAUAAAAAGCUCAAAACAGCUCCAGGAAGUCUCAAACAGACUCAGAGAAGACGAACAAGCGCCACUGAUCCUAGAAUCAAGCAAAAGUCGGCUAGGUCCUCCUUACUUUAUUGACCAGAAUGGCGAGGCACCACCGGAUAACGAAGAUGUGCUAUUGCAAAAGAAACGACCCGUUAUUCCGAAUGUAAAACCCAGAAAAUGGACGCAGCAGGAACGUAUGAGCCUUAAGACAGGCGUAAUAUCGGAGAAUAAACGGAUACUGUUUGAAAAGUUUCUAGCAGAUGGAGAUAUUGCUGGCAUACAAUCACUAGAUAAGGCACCGGAUUUAGAUAUGAUGCUAAAUACCAAGGGGCUCGACUGGAUACGCAUUUCACAGCGGUUCGUUGAAACUAGAUCGCCGUCAGAAUGUCUUAUUCGGUGGACAGGACAUGACCAUCCAGGUAUCAAUAAGGAUGAUUGGACCAGAUAUGAGCUCGAAAAGAUGGUCAAACUAGCAAAGAAGCACCAGGAGCGUAAUUGGAUUCAGAUUGCGCUAGAUCUUGAUACGAAUCGAACAGGUGCCGAGUGCUUCAAGAAAUACCAGUCACGAAUGACAAGAGCCAUAUCACAAGAGACAUGGACAAAGGAAGAAGACGCUCUAUUAAUGGAGGUAGUUCAAGUCCUAGGUGAACAAAGUUGGGAACAGGUAUCCUACUGUUUUGAGGAUCGUACGGCAGUUCAAUGUAUGCAUCACUGGACAAAGUGUUUAAACCCAAGUAUUCGACGUGGACGCUGGCAGAAGGAUGAGGAUGGUGCUCUCAGGGCAGCAUUGGCUGUGUAUGGGGAAAACCGCUGGAUUAAGAUUCAGCAGCAUGUUCCAGGACGGACAGAUGUUCAGUGUCGAGAAAGAUAUAUGAAUGUACUCGCGCCAAGCAUCAAAUCUGGAGCCUGGACCCCAGAAGAAGUUGAACGGCUACUGGACCUAGUCAAAAUACAUGGUGAAGGAAAAUGGGCUCUAAUCGCCUCCAAGAUGGACGGACGAACCGACAAUCAGUGCGCACGACGUUACAGGCACGCUUGUAGAGAGAAUAAUUAUUGGUCUGCGAACCGUCGAAAAGGUCGGACAACAAUUUCCCAACUACCGGAUACCGAGGAAGACAUGGCAGUCAUCAGAAGACUUGCAGAGCAAAUUAGAAGAAAGAAAAGAUUUGAUGAACACCUACAAAGACAAAUGGACUUGGAGAAGAUAAAGAUUGUUCGGCAACAGGACGCUACUAUGCAGUUAGACUAUGAACAGUUCCUUGAAGGACAAUGCUACAUCUAUAAUAUGUGGAAUACUCUCUGGGGACAAUAUCUAGAUCCCAUCGAACAUGUCUUCAAUAUCGGCAUCCCAGUCAUGUCGUCAACGCAGUUGAUGAAGAAUCAUAUGGAUGAGCCAGAACCUGAUUUUAACUAUACAAGUAGAAACAAAGUUCCAGAUCCCGCAUCCGUACUGCGGCCGGGCAAAGUCCGACCUGUGCCGCCCUGUUUAGCGACCAUAGAUGCUUUUUCGCGAUUGAUUCAGCAAGGGGAGCACUCGGAUUAUCGAUUCAGGCUGAAGCAUGUGAGAGAGACAAAAGCAACUAAAAUCUAUCCAUUGAAGACGCUACCUCUUUCUGUAGAAGAGCAGCGAAGCCCAGAAUACAUAGAGUUGGCAGAGCGUUUCGAAGCUGUAUUCAUGUGGCCAAUGUUGGUAGGGAUGCUACAUAUGGAUACCGCAAAGAAGACGGUCGAUGCGCUAACUGGAGGGAACAAGAAACGAAAGCAAGGGGUAUAGGGUUGAAACUAGCUGUACUCAUUAUAAUAUCACCAGACUCCUUUGCUGCAAAGGAUAUGCCUUUAUCAUUCUGGAGCAGCCCCUGUAUC
This is a messenger RNA of Lobosporangium transversale, 2009 nucleotides long. RefSeq lists its product as hypothetical. Lineage: Eukaryota; Fungi; Mortierellomycota; Mortierellomycetes; Mortierellales; Mortierellaceae. The transcript has 5 exons. The coding region runs from base 118 to 1920 and encodes 600 amino acids. The record is from RefSeq and is a predicted model, not a curated record.